GAUGCUGUCGAGUUCAUUCUGCUUGGCACUGGAACGUCCGGCACCCUCCCGCAUGUCGACUGUCUCACCGCACCACCUGGUACGAAGCGGUGUCGCGCGUGCACUGCGUCGCUCUCUCCAGGAGAGGGGAGGAAGAACAAGCGUGCGAACACUUCCGCCAUCGCCCGGGUUCGCGGACGCGAUGGCCAGCUCAAGACGAUCGUGAUAGAUGUCGGGAAGAGUUUCUUGCAGAGCGCUGUGGAGUGGUUCCCGAAGUAUGGCCUCCGUCGGAUCGAUGCCGUGCUCAUCACGCACGCCCAUGCGGACGCGAUGAACGGACUGGACGACCUCCGAGGAUGGACGCUCCGCGGCGCGAUCCAGUCCCAUGUGGACAUCUACUGCUCGGAAGAGACAUUUGAAGCCGUCAAGGUCACGUUCCCCUACCUGGUCAGGAAAGAGUUCGCGUCUGGUGGCGGAGAUGUACCGGAGUUCCGUUGGCACCCUUGGCUGGAGGACCGCCACACGUUUGAAAUCUUGGACACCGGCAUCAAAGUGACGCCUCUAGCAGUCAAACAUGGGUUCUGUGGCGCGAAGGUGGUCCCGAAGCCUGAGAAGACGAUGGGAUACAUGGAGACCACCAGUCCCAUCGGCUCCGGUCUUCCUGGCACUCCGGUUGGCACCGGCACGCCGAAGCAGGAGGACUUUAUCUGCCUCGGCUUCGUCAUCCAGGACUCGGUCGUCUACAUCUCAGACGUGUCCGAGAUUCCGGAAGACGUCAUGUCGUACCUGGAGAACUGCGAUUGGCCCAGGCCUCCGAACCAACCUGCAAGGGGCCCUCCCGUUCUGGUGCUCGACUGUCUUUCAUUGGACGGCCAUCGAUCCCAUCUCAGCCUGGCGCAGUCGGUGGAUUACUUGCGGAAGCUCAACGCCCAGAAGACGUACCUGGUCGGCUUCACCCACAGCACCGCACACGAUGAGUACGAGACACUCCUCCGGGCCGUCAGUGGGCGCCUGCCGCUGGCGCAUGAGAUGACGGACCAGGUGGUGCACGGCCUGAAGACCCUCGACUUGAAGCAGAAGAGGCCUAUAUGGGCCCGUCCGGCUUUCGACGGGCUGCGUAUCUUUGUGUCAAACAUCGGCGCGGCGACAGACGAGGGCUAUCUCCGGGACGAUUGA
This is a messenger RNA of Epithele typhae, 1155 nucleotides long. Its product is annotated as beta-lactamase-like protein. The transcript is spliced from 7 exons. Lineage: Eukaryota; Fungi; Basidiomycota; Agaricomycetes; Polyporales; Epitheliaceae. The annotation marks the transcript as partial. The record is from RefSeq and is a predicted model, not a curated record.